Neoarius graeffei (lesser salmon catfish) is the source of this 1337-nucleotide messenger RNA. RefSeq names its product serine and arginine rich splicing factor 6b (gene srsf6b). The coding region runs from base 91 to 1161 and encodes 356 amino acids. Gene Ontology annotation, biological process: mRNA splice site recognition; alternative mRNA splicing, via spliceosome. Gene Ontology annotation, cellular component: cytoplasm; ribonucleoprotein complex; nucleus. The record is from RefSeq and is a predicted model, not a curated record. The transcript is spliced from 6 exons. Gene Ontology annotation, molecular function: mRNA binding. NCBI's taxonomy places the organism in Eukaryota, Metazoa, Chordata, Actinopteri, Siluriformes, Ariidae.
GUGUUGACGGGUCGUAGUGCAGGGUAGUGAAGGGAAAUCUUUUUUUUUGAAGGUAGUUUAUUGUUUUGGAUUUAAAGGUAAAGUUUGAGAAUGCCUCGUGUAUACGUAGGCAGGUUGAGUUAUCAUGUCCGCGAAAAGGACAUCCAGAGGUUCUUCAGCGGCUACGGAAAGCUGUUGGAGAUUGAUUUGAAGAACGGGUACGGGUUUGUGGAGUUUGAGGAUACCCGUGAUGCGGAUGAUGCUGUGUACGAGCUGAACGGCAAGGAGCUGUGCGGCGAACGCGUGGUGGUUGAGCAUGCCAGGGGGCCCCGUCGGGACCGGGAUGGCUACGGUGGGGGUUGGGGUUCUGGCCGCAGUAGUAGUGGUUACAGCAGCAGGAGCCGCUCUGGCAGAGACAAAUACGGACCUCCUGUCCGCACCGAGUACCGACUCAUUGUGGAGAACUUGUCCAGUCGCUGCAGCUGGCAAGACCUCAAGGAUUUCAUGCGCCAAGCCGGUGAGGUGACCUACGCUGAUGCCCACAAGGAACGGACUAACGAAGGCGUGAUCGAGUUCCGCUCCUACUCCGAUAUGAAGAGAGCCCUGGACAAACUAGAUGGCACUGACAUUAAUGGGAGGAAGAUCCGUCUGGUGGAGGAUAAACCCAAACGGCGCCGCUCGUACUCGGGCAGCCGGUCCAGGUCCCGCAGCAGACGCCGCUCUCGUAGCAGGAGCCGUAGGAGCAGGAGCUCGCGAAGCCGCUCAAGGUCUCACUCUCGCUCCCGAUCCCACAGCAAGCGCCGCUCUCAUUCCAGGUCCAAGAGAAAGUCCCGCUCCAAGUCUCCAGCUAAAUCCCGCUCUAAGAAGUCCCGUUCCCGUUCUCACUCCCGCAAGUCUCACAGCCGCUCUGGGAGCCGCAAGUCGCGCUCCAAGAGCCUUUCAAAGCCCCGGUCUGAGCGUGGUUCUCGCAGCCACUCCAAGGAGAAGUCAGUGAGCAAGAAAUCACGCAGCCGGUCAGCUUCACCCAUGGAGAACGGAGACAAAAAAUCCGUCUCGCGUUCUCCUUCUCCGCAUGAGGAUCGGCACCGUUCCAAAUCGCCCUCAAAGCGGUCACAGUCUCGCUCUCCUUCUCGGUCCAAAUCCCGUUCACGUUCGCGCUCCAGAUCCGCCUCGCAGGACUGAGUGUAUGCCGUUUUGUAUGGUAGCUCAGAAAGUCGGCACUUGAUACAAAGGUGCAUCGUAUUUAGAUCAGAUCGUACAUGUUUGACGUUGCAUGAGAGCUAAAGGGCUAAUUGUAAAUAUCAAGUGGGUACCAGAUUUGUAAAUUAAUCUUGAGUAGCGCGCGCCCCCCCCCCCCC